Messenger RNA from Poecile atricapillus (Black-capped chickadee), 8664 nucleotides. It is a transcript of the gene SLC26A2, whose product is annotated as solute carrier family 26 member 2. The record is from RefSeq and is a predicted model, not a curated record. Gene Ontology annotation, molecular function: chloride transmembrane transporter activity; bicarbonate transmembrane transporter activity; oxalate transmembrane transporter activity. Gene Ontology annotation, biological process: transmembrane transport. The coding region runs from base 73 to 2196 and encodes 707 amino acids. Gene Ontology annotation, cellular component: membrane. NCBI's taxonomy places the organism in Eukaryota, Metazoa, Chordata, Aves, Passeriformes, Paridae. The transcript is spliced from 3 exons.
CUGUCCCUCCGUCCGUCUGUAACUCCGUGUGUCCCCGGGGAGCCGCGGGCGUGAGUCCCGGUGGCGGCAGCAAUGACAGAGGCCAACAAUAUCCAUGCAGUGACAGAAGGGCCAGAAGGAGAUGAUGCCAAGUGCAGUUUCCAUCACAGAAUGUUCCUGGAACCCCAAGAGAAGAAGAGGAGCAUGAAGGCUCUGCUGGUUAAAAAAGCCAAGAAAACUUGCAGCUGCACCCCAGCCAAAAUUAAAGAUUGUGUUUUGGGGUUUUUCCCCAUCUUACAGUGGCUUCCUAAAUACAAAAUCAGGGAGUAUCUCCUGGGGGAUGUCAUGUCUGGUGUGAUCGUGGGGGUCCUGCUGGUCCCACAGUCCAUUGCCUACUCUCUCUUGGCUGGCCUGGAGCCCAUUUAUGGCCUGUACACCUCCUUUUUCUCCUGCAUCAUUUACUGCAUCUUUGGCACCUCCCGCCACAUCUCCGUGAGCAUCUUCGGGGUGGUUUGCCUGAUGGUGGGACAGGUGGUGGAUCGGGAAGUAGAGAGAGCUGGCUACGAGCUGGAGCCAGCUGUGCCAGCUGUGGGCACCGGGAUGGGCACCGGGAUCGGGAACAGCACCGGGAACGGGACAGCACCGGAGCCGCUCUGUGACAAAAGCUGCUACGCCAUGGCCGUGGCUGCCACCCUGACCUUCAUCUCUGGAGUUUACCAGGUGGCCAUGGGUUUCUUCCAAGUGGGCUUUGUCUCCGUGUACCUCUCGGAUUCGCUGCUGAGUGGAUUUGUCACAGGGGCCUCCAUCACUGUCCUGACCUCACAAGUCAAGUACCUGCUGGGCCUGGACAUUCCUCGGAGCGGGGGCGUCGGCUCCCUCAUCACCACCUGGAUCAACAUCUUCAGAAACAUCCACAGGACCACCGUCUGUGACCUCAUCACCAGCUUCUUGUGCUUCCUGGUGCUGAUCCCAGCCAAAGAGCUUAACGAGCGCUUCAAGUCCAAGCUCAAGGCUCCGAUUCCGGUGGAACUCUUUGUGGUUGUGGCAGCCACUCUGGCAUCUCACUUUGGGAAGCUGAGAGAGAAUUACGGCUCCAGCAUUUCCGGGCACAUCCCCACAGGGUUUCUGCCGCCGCGCCCUCCAGACUGGAGCCUGCUGCCCAGCGUGGCCUUGGACGCCAUCCCCGUCGCCAUCAUUGGCUUUGCCAUCACCGUGUCCCUCUCGGAGAUGUUUGCCAAGAAGCACGGAUACUCGGUGAGGGCCAACCAGGAGAUGUACGCCAUUGGCUUCUGCAACAUCAUUCCCUCCUUCUUCCACUGCUUCACAACCAGCGCGGCUCUCGCCAAGACCCUGGUCAAGGAGUCCACGGGCUGUAGGACCCAAGUGUCCGGCAUGGUGACCAGUUUGGUGAUCCUCCUGGUCCUCCUCGUGAUCGCACCUUUGUUUUACUCCCUGCAGAAAUGCGUCCUCGCCGUCAUAACCAUCGUCAACCUCCGCGGAGCCCUGCGCAAGUUCAGGGACCUGCCCAAGAUGUGGCACCUGAGCAGGGUGGACACGGUGAUCUGGGGGGUCACCAUGGCAGCCACGGCGCUCAUCAGCACCGAGAUCGGGCUCCUGGUGGGGGUUUGCUUCUCCAUGCUCUGCGUGAUCUUCCGGACCCAGCGGCCAGAGGCGCCGCUGCUGGGCUGGGUGGCUGAAUCGGAGACCUACGAGUCCCUCUCCGCCUACAAGAACCUGCAAACCAAGCCUGGGGUUGUGGUGUUCCGAUUUGAAGCCCCCCUCUACUACAUCAACAAGGAGUGCUUCAAAUCCGCCCUCUACAAGCAAACCGGGGUCAACCCCGUGUGGGUGAAGGCAGCCAAGAAGAAAGCGGAGAAAAAAAUGCUCAGGGAGAAGGAGGCGGGGGCUGGGGACAACCAGAGCAGCAUCCCCGUGGAUUUUGGGUGGGAUCCCGUGGGGUUUCACACCAUAGUGAUCGACUGCUGCGCCGUGCAGUUCCUGGACACGGCCGGGAUCCGCACGCUCAAGGAGGUCUGCAAGGACUACGGGGACAUCGAUGUCCGCGUGCUGCUGGCCCAGUGCAACCCUUCUGUCAGGAGCUCCCUGCUCCGAGGAGAGCUCUUCAAAGAGGGGGAGGACCACCUGCUCUUCCACAGCGUGCACCAGGCCGUGGACUUCGCCCUGGGCACGCAGGGGCACCGUGCUGCGAAGAACUAGCUGGGAAAGAGAGGAGAUUGCGACAAAGCCUGGGCAAACUGAGUGUCUGUGUGUCUGCAGUGAUGUGUGUGUGCUCAGAGAGCAGGGCAGGGUGCUGCCAGCACAUUGGCACCCUGCAAUCUCUCUGGAUUUACCUGCCAGGGGUGGGGACUCCAUAGGAAGUACUGAAUGAAGUUCUUAACCCCAUUGUGGCCAACCUGCAAAUCUUAACUUUGCGUGGGGUUGUUCAUCUCAUGUCUCCUCUCUGGAGCUUUCUGUGUCUCGGCUCCACUCUUAAGCUGUGAUCAAGUCUUCUUUGCAGCCCUGUCCUUGGGGAUGGGGUGGGAUUUUUGGAGUAGUCUGGACCUCGUGUCCAGCUGAAGAAUGAGGCAGCUCAUUUCUCAUCCCUCAUUCUGGCAUUGCUUUCCAUCACCACACCCUGGUGUUUGCCAAGCAAUGCCUGCCAGGGACUGUUUGCUCUGGUCUUUACUGGCCAGUGCUUGAUUUUGCAACCUCCCUGAAUUUCAGAUAGAGAAAUCAAAUCCAAACAUGCAGGAAAAGAUCUUAAAGCACCUCUCACCUCCAGUGGUUUUGGCACAAUUCAGCCAGGCCACAAGGGCAUGGUUAUCUCAUUUCUCCACAGGCCUUUACCUGCCUGUGCCUAUGGAAAUGCUGCCUCUCCAGCUUGUUUUUAAUCAUUUUGUUUCUUCACAAAUGACUCUUUAGACUCUUCUGAUUCAUCCUUAUGGUCAGUCAACUGUUUUCCUAAUAUUUAGGAGCUCUUUAGAAUUGUGAACAUCAGAUAUGGAAAAUAUCUAGUUCUUUCAUUUCAACCAAAGAAAGUCCCUUCUAGGCAGUUUUUUAUGCCAGGCCAAGAGAAUCACAGGCACCAAAGUGAAAAGGGACAAAGAGAUUAUCCAACAUCUGCCCCAACAUGUCCAUGCCACUGGACCUUAUUUUUUCUUACCAGGUCAGGGUAAAGAGAGCUUUUUAUUUUGAUUUUAAAUUAUGUGGAAAUAAAGAAUGCCUGCUCUUCAUGCUGAAAUACAAGGGUAGGAAGAGGAUCUCUUUCCUCACAGCAGCAGAAGACAAUUGUGAAGGCAGAAUUGGGAGAUGAACAGCUUUUCAUGAAUACCAGCUAUACAGCACACAUCCCUGGAAGAAGGUGCUGUCCUCCCAGAGGAGUUUACAAUCUGAAUUUCAGGUGCUUGGCAGCUUUUAAAAGGGAAAGGUGCUGUGUACAGACAACAUUCUCAUCCUUAAUAAUUCAAAAAUAAUGAGCCAGAAGUCAGAAAAGGUGUAAAAUCCAUUAUGAAUUGUGAAAUGUUUAGUUAAUAGAAAGAUAUUUUGAGUUUAAACUGUUUUGUUGUUGUUGGAUUUUUUUUCUGAGUAGUUAUUCUUUUCUUUCUGUGAAAGCUCUUCACUCUGGGAGCCUCAAAGAAGGAUGAGGCAGCAGGAAGAUGAGUCCUUUUUGUGUUUACUGAACUGACUGUAUUUUUUAGGAGAGCAGAGCAGCACAGAAGUGCUGGGGGAGCUGAGGGGAGCUGUAGCACAGCUUGGAAAGGAGAAUAUCACUGAUAUCCACCCAUCCCAUGUCCUGGAACUGGCACUGCUGAGGAAAGAAGCCUCGGUGUGCCACGGUUCUGUCUCAGCCUUGAGGCUUCUUUAUGAAGGAGAUGAAUUCCAAAUUCUGCUGCAUUUUUCCUUUGCAACCUCCUGCCUGAACAUUUUUAUUCUGGCCUCAGGAUCCUUUGUGCAGUCUGGGGAGUUGUAAUCGCUGAUUUGGCAUUGCCAGAGAGGAUUGGGCUGAGCUGUAGAAAAACAGUGAGCAGGGUUUUAUUUUUGGGUUGUAUUUCAGUUUUUAACCAAACCCAUUUUAUGCAGAGUUGCCUCUCCUGGGUGGGAAGGUUUGUCCUGCAGGGAUGGCAGUGCCAUGGCCUGGGGGAGUCCCUUUGCAUCACACUUUAUCCACAUGACCAGAAAGAAUCUCUGGAACUUUGAGCAAAAGCCUUGAUGCAGUUUUGAAAUGGUUUUGAUUUUUAACUCCUGUUUUGCCAGAGGGCAGAGCAGCGCUGGAAGCUCUGGAAGUGCUGAUGAGAAAGGACAGCACGUGGUUGUUGCAGAUAUUUGAUUUGUUAUUGCAAAUGCUCCUGCCUUCCUGCAGCUGCUUGUUCUCACCCCUUUGCCCUGGGCAGGACACAGGGAAGGAGCUGCUGCACUUCAGGGCAGGAGUGGGACAAAAGUUAAAUUAAAACUGCUCUGGGUGAUUCUUUCCUUUUUCCCUCUCUCCCAUGUUCUUUCCAUGCUGCCUGGGUGGAGGUUUUUUCACCUCUGAGCAUGCACAGGUUUCCUUAACCAAAUUUCAAACCUUUCUUCAUUAAAAAAUGGUUUUGCAAGUCCAUUCCUACCUGUGCCAGGAAGGGAGGAAUAGCAAUGUUAACUCCAAAAAGGACCCACUUCCCACAACUAGUGGGAUGUGUAUUUGUCGCUCCUGGGUAUUUAUUUACAUAAAAGCACAAUAAAAAAAGAGCCAUAAAAUGAUUUUUCAGGUAAUUAAAUUAGAUUAUAUCUAAAAGAUGUGCUGAAGAUUACCUGGAGCACGUUUCAUUUGACCUCAGUGCUGUUUGUGCGGCCUCCAAAUUCCAUUUCCAGCAAAACACAAGAAACUAUUAAAAUACAACAGCAAAAGCAGCCAGGCAACCAAAAGAAAUACUUUUAAUGUUCUUAUUUAAAAUAACAUCCAGGGGUUAUAGCAUUAAUAAGUAUUUAUUAAUGCAUGCUGCCCUGGCUAAAAGGGAACUGAAAUAAAUGUCAUUUGCCAGAGUUCAGUGCAAUAGGGAGUUCUUGGGAAUUAACUGGAGAUUAAAGCUUAUUAUGGCUGGAAUUUCUUAGAACAGUGGCUUUCAGCCCUGUUCCUUUUAGGCCUGGAACCUUUUUUUAGCAGUGACAUGAACCUCAUUUGGUUCUUUUUGCUUGCAUUUGUUUGUGGACCCUUUAAAGCAAUCCAAUUUUAUAUUUAGGGAUUUGGGAUCACUGAUUGGAAACCUUUCCUCUAAAGCAUUUGUUUUAUAAAGGAAUUCCAUAUUUUUAUCUAUUUUGCUGCUGUCUGAUGGAUGCAGCAGCUGAAUUGUCUCCAUUUAUGCUCUUGUGAAAUUCCUGGCCUGGGAAGGGCUCUCCUGCCUUCUGCUGCUUUAAAUGAACAGUGCCAGGUUUUUUAGGGGAAAUGUUCCAUACUCUCUGCUUCCUGUGCCUUCCCUCAUCCCCUGAAUUUGUAAACUAUGGGAAGAGGGACCCUCAGAACGAUUUGGUUUGGGUUAUUCAUCAAUCUGGAGCAGGGAUGUUCUCCCCAGGUGCAACCUUCAGAACCCCAGGCCGGACUGGAAGCUGGAAUAAAUCAGCUCAACUCUAUUCCCAAAUGUCCUAAUCAGCAAUUAGCAGUCUAAAUGAAGAAUUGAGAGAUCAUUAGCACGUUCAUUAAUGACAACAGCAGAGCAUUAUGGAAAUGAGCAGAGUCUCAGCUGUACUGGCAGUGUCUGAGCACUCUCCUGCUGAAUUAACUCGUGAAAUGUUUCACUUGUGUUUUAACACGAAAACCAUUUUCAGUCCACUUCACAAGGCAGGGACAGGCCCUGCCGUGGGCUUAUUUUGGGUUUUAUACUGGCAAAGCUGAGAUUUUGUGGUGCUGAUUUCCUCAGAGCCUCUGGAGCUCCUCCUGCUCCCAAACGCUGCAGGAGCACCUUCCACCUUGCUGAGCAUCCUGCUGUGUUUUGCCUCAAGACACUGAAUAUUGACUGUAAACAGGAGUUGUGUGUGCUGGUGUUCCAUUUUCAUCAUCUUUUGAUAAAGCCAAAGCUCCUGAACAGUAAAGUGAGUGUAAAACAACCCCAACCCCCCCCAGUCCUCUGGGAGAAGCAGGGCUGGGGGCUCUGCUGGAGCCUCAGCCUGGUUUGGGGCUGGCAGAGCUGUUUGUGCUGCCCAGGAGCCUCAGGAGAACCUGGGGGUGUCUCUUUAUUAUGGAAUUUCUGUGAUUUGGUGUCGUGAUUUGUCCCCAGUGUCAGGAAAAUGAAUCCACAAACACCAGGGGUUUAUGUCCAAAAAGGAGACAGGGGAGUCCUGUAACUUUAUUCCAAUAAAGGGAGAGGCCAUGGACCAUUCCCCUGGGGUCUCUCAGAUUUUUAUCUCCUUUUUAUCCCAAUUUCCCGGCCAUGUCCCUCUCUCUUUCCCCACUGCCUGAGGUACUUGAGAGGCACAGACUCCCCGGAAUGCCUGACACCUAAGAUUCCCCUCUAAUGUAGAACCCUCCCUCUUAAUUUUUAAUUCUUAUGGAAUUUAUGGUGUUUCCUCCAUUGUCUCUUUCAUCUUUCAAUAUCCAAUUUCAUUUACCAGCAAACCUGCAGUUUGUUUGGAAAGGCAAAUAUCUUUUUUUCCAUUCAUCAGUCAGUGGAAUCCUUCCCAUUAUUUCUUUUAUCUCUCAGUGCUGGUUUGAUUUACCAGCAGCUCGUUUGUAAACACAAAUCCCUCAUCUCUCUCAGCAGUGAGUGUGGCAUGAGCCGCUGUGCUGAGCUGCCUGUGUGGAAAUCAGGGAUUUCUGGGAUUCUGGUGAUUUAUUUUGGUCUCAUUUUCAUCUCAGUCCACACCUGGCUGGGAUGUGCUCCCUCCUGGGAGAAAUCUCAGCCACCCUUUUGUCUCUGCUUAUUUCUGCUGCCUUUUGCCAGGAGAUUCAAAUCCUCUGCUGGAGGGGCUGAGGAGCAGAGCUGAGAACUGCAGGCAGGAAAACAUCCUGGGUUUAAACCAUGCCCAGAGCCUUGAGCUGAGAUUGGUGAGCUCUGCCUGGACUCGGUCCUAAACUCAGGCAAAAAUCUGUUUCAGGACAAUAUCUUGUAUUGUGGGUUGGGUUUUUCUUCCCACCUGCUUUGGAAAAGUGAUUAAAUGCUUGAGGUAAUGGACAUUUUUAAAUUCCUUUUUGGGGUUUUUAUGGCUAAUCUGAUGAAGCUGUGAUGCAAAUAUUCCUGUGCUGCUCUUGCCACGCUGGGGCUUUGUAUUUGUGUCACUGAGUUUGUUCUGCUGAGUGUAGGAUGAUGUGGUGGGACUCCAAUAUUGGGGUUUUUCUCCACACCAGAAGGAUUUGCACUUCCCUGCUGGCACAGAGUGGCUUUAAAUCCUGGCUUUAGUGCAAGCUUUGCACUGGGAAUGACCUCGUUAAAUCCCAACAAUUAAUGACACUGGCUCAUCAUCUUUAUAAGCCUUUGCAGGAUCAGCUGCUCGUGUGAAAAUCAACCUGAUCUUUAUAAUUUCAGUCCAAUUCUGAAGUGGAAAUAAUUCUGAGCUUUGCUUUUUCCUUCCAGAUCAUUGCAGUGCUAAAAACAAGGCCUCUGGUUGGGUAAAAUGGCAAAUAUUUAAUAUAUAUUUAGUUCAUAGCAUAAUUAGUACCUGUCUGUUUUAUUUUCUAGAAAUUCAAUAGGCUAAGGCAUACUGAUAUUCUUUGAUGGGCAAAUUCAUCAAAUGUUUCAGCAUUGGAUGGAGAACCAAAUUUCCACUGAGGGAAAAUGACUUCUUAAAUAUUUGAAUCCCAGCUCUGACAGCACUUAGUCCAGCUCCCAAAAGAUUUAAAGAUUCCACAUAGGAAACAUUUUGUUGAACUUGGGGCCAAUUUUUUUAUAUCUGAUUUUUUUACUGAAAGAAGUGAAUUUUAUGUAUGUUUGAGAUGUAAUUGUAACAUGAUUAAGGUGAGGUAAAAUCUCAUUUUUUAUGACAAGCACAAGAUGCUAUGAGUCAUUAGUUUUGUGUUCCUGAGUAUCUCUGCUAUGUUCUUGGUACGUUCUGGGCUAUGAUUUUUGAAUAAUUGAAAAUACUGAAUAAUUUUAGUAUUUAGUAAAUUAAUUAAUUUAAAUUAAAUUAAUUUAGUAUUGAAAAUACGGAAUAAUUUGUGAAUAAUCUGCAGAACGAACAAAAUGGCAAACUGUGCCUGGAGUUUGUUGGAGAAUCAGUUCAACCAAACAGGACCUGAGGACUGGACUGGAUCCCAUUGGUCAGCAAAUCUGAUGUGUUUACAAAAUAAUUAAUGUAUUAUUGGAGUAAAAUGUGGGGGAAUUGUCUAGUGUGUAGAAAAAUCACUUUAUUUUUUGCUGUGAUUUGUCUGUGCAGUAAAACCAAGGUGUGAAGCACCCCCCAGGUGGGUGGUGGAGCACAGGGUGCUGGGGGAGCUGUGUCACCCUGUGCCAGGGUGGGGACAGAGCUGACAGAGCCAAGAGUUUGUAGGGAAAAUUUGAUUUUGUCAGAGGUUGUUUCACCUCCUGCCAUCAGUUCUGUGUCCAUCCUCUGCCUGGUGGUGGCUCUGCUCGCCCUGUCCUGUCUGAGCUGUUUCCAUGGUUGUUUUUAAUUGUCUGUGUGCCUUUUUGUCACUGGAGAUUUGUUAGCAUGAGAACUUUCUGUCAAAUCUGGUGAGAUCGUUGGGGUUUCUUCAGCACAAUUAAAAUACAUUUUAAUUUC